Oreochromis niloticus (Nile tilapia) is the source of this 1255-nucleotide messenger RNA. Its product is annotated as ninjurin-2. Gene Ontology annotation, cellular component: membrane. The record is from RefSeq and is a predicted model, not a curated record. The transcript has 4 exons. NCBI's taxonomy places the organism in Eukaryota, Metazoa, Chordata, Actinopteri, Cichliformes, Cichlidae. Gene Ontology annotation, biological process: cell adhesion; tissue regeneration. The coding region runs from base 199 to 678 and encodes 159 amino acids.
AGAGAGACCAGGGUAGGCUGAAUAAGCUGUUUGUUUGUCCCUCUGUUGUCCACCCUGGCCUUGCCUGGUGCCUGGCGUCCAGGGUGAUUUCCCUUCACAAUGACCACUGCCACUCUUGCAUUAGUAUUUUCAUUGCUGUGAGGGCAGCACUCAAGGGUGUACGUGUGUUUAGUUGCUUGCUCCUCAACGGGCCUCAUUAUGCAGGGAAUGGGAAAGACCGAGAGAGGAGAGCAGGGCCGAGACAUCGACCUGACAUCGCUGAGAUCCACCAUGCCAGCCAGCGGCCCCCUUCAGGGUGGUUCCGCCUCCAACCUGAACAUGAACCUGUAUGCUACUAAGAAAACAGCAGCUGAAGGCAUGCUGGACAUUGCUUUGUUCCUGGCUAACAUUACACACAUGAAGACAGUCAUUGAACAGGGUGCAGGCUACAGGUAUUACGCCGCUGUUCUGACGCUCAUUUCCUUCUCCCUGGCUCUUCAGAUAGUGGCUGGAAUCCUGAUCAUCAUAAUCGCCCGCAGGGACCUUAACGUGGUGUCCAAUCAGAAACGACUCGACUACCUGAACAACGUUGCUACAGGCGUCAUCUUCGCCACCACAGUGAUUAACUUCUUCAUCAGCUUCUUCGGCUCCAAGAGGACCGGAUUCUUCCGCUGGCUGUUGGCUCGACUCCACUUUUGAGACACGCAAAACUAUGAAAAUAUAUCCAAGUCAUGCACAGACCCACCAACAUGCUUUGCAGCAGUAUUUAAUCUGAACAGUAGCAUGACACAUUGGCCUAAGAGGCUUCAGUUCACAUUCUGACAAAGUUAGAAAACAAUCCCAUGUGUUCAAACAUUGCAUCUUAAUUCCUAGUCAGACACUUGUCAAAUUUCUCACACUGUAAUCAAACUAAAAUAUUUUAACUUUAACCAACUGUCAUUUAAACAUGCAUGGUUUUAUUUGCUCCAAUGACAUGCUUGUGCAAAUAUUGUACUUUUUUAUUGUAGAUGUCUCUACUUUUUCUGUGCAUUUUACAUGUAUUCUUCCCUUGUUUUAUGUGCCUAAUCGGUAAAAGUGUAAAACUUGUUUUGAUUUUAAAUAUACAUCUUAUUUUAAAACAUGUUUGACAUCAGUAAAAAUAGAAAACAAAACAUGAAAUGGAUAAAUAUCUUUGUGAAUAAAAAGCUAAAUAAAACGAGUGAUUAAAAAGAAAGCUAUACUUGGCUUAUUGUAUUUUUACUGAACAUUGUUAUUUUGUAUCUAUACUAUUUUUUUG